This is a messenger RNA of Melanotaenia boesemani (Boeseman's rainbowfish), 3268 nucleotides long. RefSeq names its product sodium-dependent neutral amino acid transporter B(0)AT1-like. NCBI's taxonomy places the organism in Eukaryota, Metazoa, Chordata, Actinopteri, Atheriniformes, Melanotaeniidae. Gene Ontology annotation, biological process: sodium ion transmembrane transport. The transcript is spliced from 12 exons. Bases 52 to 1959 code for a protein of 635 amino acids. Gene Ontology annotation, cellular component: membrane. The record is from RefSeq and is a predicted model, not a curated record.
CCCAGCUACAUUUUUUAAUUUUGUAUCAAGUGAAGUUUGUAAAACACCACCAUGAAACUGAAGUUACCAAACCCGGGACUGGAGGACAGAAUCCCUUCUCACAAAGACCUGGAGAGGAUGGAGAGGGAGGAGGCUGGGGACAGACCAAAAUGGGACAACAAAGCCCAGUAUCUGCUCACCUGUGUGGGGUUCUGUGUUGGGCUUGGUAAUGUCUGGAGGUUCCCCUACCUGUGUCAAAGCCAUGGAGGAGGAGCGUUUAUGAUUCCGUUCCUAAUCUUGCUGGUUCUUGAGGGAAUCCCACUGCUGCACUUAGAGUUUGCCAUUGGUCAGCGCCUGAGGAAAGGCAGCACAGGAGUAUGGAGAUCGAUCAACCCUCACCUGACAGGAGUUGGUAUUGCAUCCAUGCUUGUCUCUCUUUUGGUGGGUAUGUACUACAACACCAUCAUGGCCUGGAUCAUGUGGUACCUCUUCAACUCUUUUCAAGAUCCUUUGCCCUGGAGCCAAUGUCCUCUCAAUGCCAACGGGACGGGAUUGGUGGAGGAGUGUGCAAGGAGCACCACUGUUGACUACUUCUGGUAUCGAGUGACUCUGAACACUUCGACAGCUAUCGAUGAGGCUGGAGGUCUGCAGUGGUGGAUAGUUCUGUCCCUGGUAGCAGCCUGGACGUUGCUCUAUGUUUGCUGCAUCCGUGGCAUUGAGACAACUGGCAAGGCUGUGUACAUCACCUCUACUCUGCCAUAUUUGGUGCUCACCAUCUUCCUCAUCAGGGGACUGACUCUCAAAGGCUCUGUAGAUGGAAUUAAGUACCUCUUCACACCAGAUGUAAAUGAGUUAAUGAAUCCGGCGACAUGGUUGGAUGCAGGAGCUCAGGUCUUCUUCUCUUUCUCUGUGGCUUUUGGAGGGCUCAUCUCUUUCUCCAGUUACAACUCUAUCCACAACAACUGCGAACAAGAUGCCGUCCUCAUCGCCAUCAUCAAUGGCUGCACCUCUGUGUACUCUGCAACAGUUAUUUACUCCAUCAUUGGCUUUAGGGCUACACAAAUUUUUGAUGACUGCUUGGGAGGCAACAUCCUGAAGCUCAUGAAUGCUUUUAACUAUCCUGAGGACAGCAUCACAGAAAGCAACUAUAAUACAGUUCUAGCCGAACUCAACCAAACAAAUCCAGAUAUCAUCCAAGGAUUGCAAUUACAGACCUGUGACUUGCAGACUUUCUUGAGUCAGGGUGUGGAGGGAACAGGUUUGGCCUUCAUCGUGUUCACAGAAGCCAUUAUCAAGAUGCCAGUUUCCCCUCUCUGGGCCGUUCUUUUCUUUGUCAUGCUGUUCUGUCUCGGUCUCUCUACCAUGUUUGGGAGCAUUGAAGGCGUAGUGGUUCCUUUGCAAGACCUCAGAGUGCUGCCUAAGUCUUGGCCCAAAGAAGCUUUCUGUGGUCUGACUUGCUUGAUUUCGUUUGCUUUGGGGCUCAUAUUUGCUCUGCGCUCAGGAAACUACUGGUUAGCUCUUUUUGACAACUUUGCAGGCUCCAUCCCGCUUUUGGUCAUCGGAUUUUGUGAAAUGAUUUCAGUUGUCUACAUCUAUGGCAUAGAUAGGUUCAACAAGGACAUUGAGUUUAUGAUCGGCCACAAACCCAACAUCUUCUGGCAGGUGACAUGGAGAGUGGUCAGCCCACUCAUUAUGGUCUUCAUCUUGAUUUUCUACUUUGUCACCCAAGUCACCAAGACCCUCACCUAUUUGGUCUGGGACCAGGAGGCGGAGAGCUUCCCCACCCUUGAAGAGCGUCCUUAUCCAUCCUGGGUCUAUAUCAUCAUCUUUAUCCUAGCUGGCAUUCCAUGUUUAGCCAUCCCCUUCACUGCUCUCUUCAAAUUCAUAAAAAGAAAAUGUUGCAAUCAGAAGGACUACAGCAGUGAUACACUGGAAACCAUCUCUGCCAAAAUACAAAUGAACGACACAAUGAAGUGUUAAGCAGCUUUAACUUAAUGUGGAUUUAAAGUCGACUUGUAUGCUGCUUUUUUUCACACCUGGAGGGAAUAAAUAUAUAUUAUAGUAACGACAGCUUUAAAAAGAAAGAAAAAAAUAUCAAGCUGUUUUUAGUAAAAAGAUUUUAAGUAAAGUAUAAUUGAUACUGUGAUGUUAGUUUCCUUCUGUAACAUGUUCAGUGUGUCAUUAUACAUUGUACGUUUACAGAAUAGUUGGCCAUUGUGGGAUAUUUGCUUCACAUUAAACUAUUAUUUUACCUAAACAUAUAAUGCUAUUACAAAAAUACAUUACAAACAUAUCCAGCAGAAGCUGUGCUAUGAAGAGCAAAAAACAUAUAUAAAACAUACAAAAACAUACAAAAUCCAAGACCAAAACCAAACAUUUUAUCCAGAAAGGCAAGUUAUUAAACUACAUAAUAGCACAUGAAAGAACAGGCUGAAUAUGUGUACAGUGUGUUAACGUAACACCAAGGUUUCCUCAAGGAUUUUUUUAAACUGUGAGGGAGAACUAGUCUCCGUAUUACAUUUAAUGAACAGCUGAUUGAGGUGCUGAGAAAGUACGAAAAUGUAUACUUCACAUUUGGCAUUUAAAGACACCUACACUGCUGUGUGCACAGCCCUGCCCUGACACAGACCAAGUUUCAUGUUAAAUAUGAAAUAACUGAGUCAGUUGUUUAUUGCACAUAACAACACAGACAGAUUUCCUUUUUUGGUGGCAUUUUGUUUGUAUUCAGUCUUUCCCAGUUGUCUUAAAGUUAAUGUUUUAGUUAUUCUUUCAGUGUUACAUAUACCAUGGUUAUCCCAAACUUAGAGCGCCCUCUCGUGGCUGAAGACGGUAACAAUUACUCCUCGAUUCUUGUCAGUUGGUAUGAAUUAACAUUUAAAAACGUGUUAAAUUAUAUAUUUAAGGCGCACCUGACUAAGUCGCAGGACCAACAAAACUAUGGAAAAAAGUGUGACUUAUAGUCUGGAAAAUAUGGUACUCUGUUUCACACAUGACAGGAAGAGUUAAUAAAGAUACAAUUCCAAUAAAAAUUCACCCCAAACAAAAGCUAAAACAGUGUGGACUGAAGGACUUUUGUGUUUCAAUGGGGGGAGUUGAAUCUGAACUAGCGUGUCAUUACAUCAAACUCCACCUGAAUACAAGCUAACUGAUCAAGAUGGCGGUGGAUCUACAACUCCCAUGCACUGUGAGCUAAAAUUACAUUUUAAUAGAGUCUACCUAAAAGGCUCUGUGAAGGUGCAACAGCUUAUGUGAUCUGAAGAGAAUUUUCUGCUACUAUCAAUGUUUUGCA